Messenger RNA from Motacilla alba alba, 2911 nucleotides. RefSeq names its product CBL-interacting protein kinase 29-like. The record is from RefSeq and is a predicted model, not a curated record. Lineage: Eukaryota; Metazoa; Chordata; Aves; Passeriformes; Motacillidae. Bases 1 to 1212 code for a protein of 403 amino acids. The transcript is spliced from 4 exons. Gene Ontology annotation, molecular function: protein serine/threonine kinase activity; ATP binding. Gene Ontology annotation, biological process: protein autophosphorylation. Gene Ontology annotation, cellular component: cytoplasm.
AUGUGGGCUCAAGGCUGCAAAGCUGCCGUGUUUGGACAGAGCAAGGGGCUGUCCCGGGGCGCGCGGGGCUCGGCCGUGGGGCUCGGUCCAGACCCGACCCCGACCCCGACCCCGACCCCGGCCCCGACCCCGGCCCCGGCCCCGGCUCCUCCCGGGGCCCGCGGAGGACACAGGCGGCGCGGCCGCUGCCGCCGCCUCCGCUGCGGCUUCCCCGGCCCGAGCUCCGCCGCUCGGCAGCGCGGCCGCCGGCCCCGAGCCGCCGCUGUCCCGUGUCAGGGAGCGAAGGGCUGGCGAUGGCCGGCCGGGGCGCUUGAGGGGCGCUCGGGGGCCGGUGCUGGCCCCGGGCCGAGCGCUGACAGCCGCGUCCCGCCCGCAGGGAAGGCGCAGCGGGGCCUGAAGGAGCAGUACCGGCUGGGCUCGCUGCUGGGGCGCGGCGGCUUCGGCAGCGUCUUCGCGGCCACGCGGCUCUCGGACGGCGCCCCGGUGGCCAUCAAAAGGGUGCCACGGAAGCGCGUGCAGCACUGGGGCGAGCUGCCCGACGGCACCAGCGCACCGCUGGAGAUCGUGCUGCUGGCCAAGGUGUCCGCUGGCUUCUCCGGGGUCGUCCAGCUGCUGGAGUGGCGUGAAUUCCCCAACGACAUCGUGAUGGUGCUGGAGCGCCCGGAGCGGUGUCAGGACCUGCAGCAUUUCAUUCGGGCCCGGGGCUUCCUGUGCGAGGAGGUGGCGCGGGAGCUGUUCCGCCAGGUGCUGGAGGCCGUGCGGCACUGCACCAGCUGCGGGGUCCUGCACCGCGACAUCAAACCAGGCAACAUCCUGGUUGACCUGGCCACCGGGCAGGCCAAACUGAUUGACUUUGGCUGUGGCACCUACCUGCAAGACACAGCCUACAUUCACUUUGCAGGUGAGCCCACGCAGGGGUGUGCUCCUGGUGCCGGCAUCUCAUGGCCCAACAUCUCACAGCCCAAGCUGGGUGUGGCAGCAGGGAUUCUCCCUUUUGCUGCCCUUCAUGGCACUGAGAUCUCAGCCAAGUUGCUUUUGAGCAGGGCUGGGUGGGGAGGCAGCUUCCAGCCCUGCUGGCAGCCUUUGCCCACCACUGUGCCCAGGACUGGGGCUGGGGCUGGAGCAGCCAGCCGGACAAAAACAGCCGUGGGUGGGGGUAGCAGAGAGGGGGGGUCCAGAACCUGUGCCCCAGGCAGUUUGGUGUGCAGGUGAGAAAGGGCUUGGACUGCUCCACUCACCUGGUUUGCUUUGGGUUCCUAAUAUUUUUGGGGCAAUGCAGGCAGGGUGGAUGAAGGCAUGGUUUUUCCCCCAGCACUGAGUGGGUUUUUGUCAUGGUCGGGCCUUGCCGGGGCUUCCACUGCCCUCUUCCAACACCAGUGGCUUCUCUUCCAGCCCCAAGUCAUGACACAAGUCCCAGGUGCUGGUGAGAGGGCAGUGGUCACCCUGUGUGCCACUGGGGCAGCCCCCAGACGCCCAGGGAUGCUGGGGCCAGGCUCUGGGAGCAGCAGCAUCCCCCUGCUGAACUCCAUCUGUAUUCCAUAGGAACACGCUCAUACAGCCCCCCGGAAUGGACCCACUUUGGCUGGUACUACGGCAAGCCAGCUACCAUCUGGAGCCUGGGCAUCGUGCUGCACCAGAUGGUCUGCGGGGAGCACCCUUUCAGGAGGGGCCAGAAGAUCAGCUGGGACCAGCAGCUCUGGCUGCCACAACGGCUCUCUCCAGGUGCAUCCUCUUCUCUGGGCACGGGGGGAAUGCCAGUGCUGGGAGACAGCAGCGGGCUCGUCAGCAUCCCGCUCUGGCAGCUGCUGAGGAGGUGGCACAUGUCCUGCUCUCCUGCUCUCCUCCAAAACAGGGAAUCGAUGGGAAAGCUUAGGCCCAGCUCUGAGCACCUCCAGCAUGGCCUGGGCACGGGAAUAGUGGGGCAAAGGCAACAGGAGCCUUCUGCAGCUGACCGGCGGUUUCUGGUUUCUGUGCCCAGAGUGCCAAGAUCUGAUCAGGCGGUGUUUAUCCAUGCUGGACGUGGAAAGGCCCUCAUUAGAAGAGCUGUUGUGUCAUCCUUGGAUGCAGGAUAUUCAUCUGCCCUAGAAGAAGGGAGAGAGCCACAGGCGCCCUUUGAUGCAGGGCCCUGGUAAGUCAGAGCUGCACACAUGCCUUGGCAAUCAGAAGCAAAGGAAGCCAGACUUUUUGUCCUGCCUGUGUCACUGCCCAGGGCUCAUCAGAUGGGAACACGCAGCCCUUGUGCUGGAGCUGAGCUGCUCUGCCCAGCACUGGUGGCCGCCAUGCAAGCUGGUUUUGCUUGUCCUGGUUCCCGGACAGCUGGGGCCCUGGGCAGAACCCUGACAGCCUGGUCUCACCCCAGGCAAGGAGAAGGAGCCCCUGGAGAAGCUCUACCAGGUGGGGCUGCUGCUGCUGCUGGAGCCAGCGAGGAGCGCAUCAAGGAUGACAACUUCUUCCUGCACCUGGCUUCUGGCCAGCUGAAGAUGAUGGACUUGGAUUCUGGCACCUUCUUCCAAGCCAGGCUCCCCAGCGAAUUUGCAGAUGAGUCCACACCCAGGGAAAUGCUCCCAGAUUUGGGCAUUGCCCAGCCUGGCUGGGAAGCAAAGGUUCCCCCUUUGCUGGGGCGGAUGCAGCUGAUCCUUCAGUCGGCUGCCCAGCUGCUUUUGGCAGGGCUGGGGGGGCAUGGGCUGGGCUGGCUAGGAAAUGGGAGUGGGCUCCUGGCCCUGCCAACAGCCCCCAGCAGCCACCGUGGCCCGGGCUGGGGCUGGGGCUGGGGCAGCCAGCCCGACACAAACCAAGGCCCAUGGUGGGAGCAGAGGUGGGACUCCAGAACCUGUGCAGGGGCUGCUUUGCUGUGCAGGCAAGGAAGGGCUUGGGCUGCUCCACUGCCCUUGUGUGCUUUGGGAUCACUGUU